GGCGCGCUGGGCGGCGCCGGUGCUGCAGGCGCCGGGGCCGCCGAGGGCGCUGCCUCGAAGGGCCGGGGGUCGCAGGGUGCCGCUCCCGCCGGCGCUGGGCCGGCCAGCGCUGCACCGGCGGAGGCCGCGCCAGCCAGCGCCGCCCCAGCAGGCGCCGCGGACGCGCCCAGCACGCCGGAGGACGACGGCACCGAGGGCGCUGCGGCGCAGGCGCCCGCGCCAGCGGGCGGCGGCGGGGCGGAAGCUGCCGUGGCCGAGGUGCGGACGCAGGCGAGCGCCUUCGGCGUCGAGGUCGUGGGCGGCCUGCAGUGGCGGCCUGGCGACGAGGUCACCGUCAGGUGGGAGAAGUUGGGCGGCGAGAACAACCUCGCCACGGUCCAGCUCUACAGGGAGGAUUUCUGGCAGCCCAUCGCCCAAGGCCUCGUGCCGCUGUCGUCUGGCUCCGUGGCUGUGCUCAUACCUCCGGACGCCGCCGAGGGGCGCUACUACAUCGUCCUGCAGGGCCGCUCCGACGCCGCCGCCUACGCCCACUCCCCGCGCUUCGCGGUGGGCCCCGCCGCGGCCGAGGAGCGCCACAUCGCCCUCCGCCCCGCCUCGGCGCGGCUGCCUUCCCUCUCCCGAGGCUCCGCGCUGCUGCCGCCGCUACCGAAGGCACGUUUCGAGAAGCCUCCGUGCCAGAUUGCGACCGCGAGCAGUGAUCUCAUGGCACCAGCGCUCACGAUUCAUGAGGCCAAGGAGAUGCACAGCUCAGUGAGACGCGGGUGGGCCUUGAGCCUCGCCUUCGAUGUCGGGAUGUCCGUCCAGGGCUUCCCGGAGCAGGUGCGUCUCCCGAAGACCGGCAGGGUUCUGCCCGUGAACUUCGAGAAGAUCCUGCAGCACCUCAAGAAGACGUUCAAGACCAACGGCACGCUGAUCAAGGACGAGGAGCAUGGCACCAUCAUCCAGUUGCAGGGUGACAUCCGUAAAGAGGUGGCCGAGUUCUUGAUCGAAGCUACAGCGCUGAUUAGCAAAGACCAGGUGAUGAUCCACGGCUCCUGA
This is a messenger RNA of Prorocentrum cordatum, 1038 nucleotides long. NCBI's taxonomy places the organism in Eukaryota, Dinophyceae, Prorocentrales, Prorocentraceae. The record is from the annotation of a GenBank genome assembly.